This is a messenger RNA of Zophobas morio, 558 nucleotides long. It is a transcript of the gene Sdhaf3, whose product is annotated as succinate dehydrogenase assembly factor 3, mitochondrial. Gene Ontology annotation, cellular component: mitochondrial intermembrane space; mitochondrion. NCBI's taxonomy places the organism in Eukaryota, Metazoa, Arthropoda, Insecta, Coleoptera, Tenebrionidae. The record is from RefSeq and is a predicted model, not a curated record. The transcript has 2 exons. Gene Ontology annotation, biological process: succinate metabolic process; mitochondrial respiratory chain complex II assembly. Bases 114 to 458 code for a protein of 114 amino acids.
GUUAUGUCUCCAUAACCUACAAGUAUUACAAUGAAAGCGACAAACAUUUUACUUAUAUCAUUAAAGUGAAAUUGUUUCAAAAUAUACAGUUGUAAGUUGUGCAAUGUGCUAAAAUGACAUAUUCGAAUGUACAGCGAGUAAGAAUUCUGUAUAAAACUAUUCUAAGGUUACAUCGUGGUCUUCCCAAAGAACUCAGUGAACUAGGCACAAAGUAUGUAAAAGAUGAGUUUAAAAGACAUAAAAAAUGCAGAAAAGAAGAAGCAGCGGUUUUUAUAGACGAGUGGACGAAUUAUGCCAUAACUUUGACCAAACAACUGGGACUCAAACAGCUUCAUUCUGAGAAUAAAAUCGGAUGUACGUUGAGGGAAUCAGACUUGGAAAAAUUUAGAGAUGAGCAGAUUUAUCAGCUACAUGAGUUGAUGAAAGCUUCUAGAAGUGACAAAGAAUCUAGUCAAUAGUUGGUACUGCAGAAUAUGUAGGUUUCAACUGAACAGUAAUAUUAGAAAAUGUAUAGUUAUUGAAAAGAAAAAAAGUAAAUAAAAUAUAAUGGUAUAUAAA